Molecule: messenger RNA, 4847 nt
Organism: Zerene cesonia (dogface butterfly)
Lineage: Eukaryota; Metazoa; Arthropoda; Insecta; Lepidoptera; Pieridae
Gene: l(2)gl
Product: lethal(2) giant larvae protein
Exons: 26
Coding region: 153-3503 (1116 amino acids)
Biological process (GO): regulation of Notch signaling pathway; establishment of spindle orientation; regulation of establishment or maintenance of cell polarity
Cellular component (GO): cortical actin cytoskeleton; plasma membrane; cytoplasm
Molecular function (GO): GTPase activator activity; myosin II binding; syntaxin binding
Source: RefSeq, a predicted model, not a curated record
GUCGGUUAUCUGGUGAUUUAAAGAAUUUUAUCUGGUUGCGAGGCUAGGCGGUGGCAACGCGAAGUCAUUGCUAUUUGAGCGUUCUGAACUCAGUCGGCUUUUCGCUGCCGGUCGGUUUACUCGUGUUUGUGGUCGUGAGUUUAGUAUGAAAAAUGGCUGGCAGGAUGCUAAAGUUUAUUCGCGGCAAGGGGCAGCAGCCCUCUGCUGAAAGACAGAAGCUUCAAAAUGAACUGUUCGCUUUCCGCAAGACAGUGCAACACGGCUUCCCACACAGAGCGUCCGCGCUGGCCUGGGACCCGCUGCUCAGGCUGUCGGCCAUCGGCACGGCGACGGGCGCGCUCAAAGUGUACGGCCGGCCCGGCGUGGAGUUGUACGGUCAGCACACAAACCCGGACGCGGCGGUUACGCAGAUACAUUUUAUACCCGGCACUGGGCGGUUAAUAUCAUUGUGUGAUGACAAUAGUCUCCAUUUAUGGGAGAUAAACGAAAAAUCACUGGUGGAACUCAAAAACCACGCAUUCGAAGGCAAGAACAAGAAAAUUUCGGCGCUAUGUAUGGAAUCUUCUGGAAAGAACCUCCUGCUCGGUACAGAGGGGGGGAAUAUAUACACAUUAGAUGCGAACACAUUCACAAUGAACGAAGAUGUUAUAUAUCAGGAUGUUGUUAUGCAAAAUUGUCCAGAAGAUUUCAAAGUGAACCCCGGAGCAGUUGAGUCAAUAUGCGAACAUCCAAAGGCGCCGACUCGGAUCCUGAUUGGCUACAACCGCGGGCUCGUAGUGCUAUGGGACAGACAGUCGGCCACGCCCACACACACGUUUGUGUCCAAUCAACAGCUAGAAAGCCUUUGCUGGAAUGAUGAAGGAGAACACUUCACAUCCUCCCACAACGACGGUUCGUUCGUGACGUGGGAAGUGGCCGGCGCGGCGUCGGACAGACCUCUGAAGGAGCCGGUCACCCCGUACGGACCCUACCCUUGCAAGGCGAUUACUAAGAUACUGAAUAGGACAAGCGUGGACGGCGAGGAGGUUACCAUAUAUGCAGGUGGCAUGCCGCGAGCAUCUUAUUCCGACAAAUACACAGUCACAGUGCAGCAGGGUGAAAAACAUGUCGCCUUCGAUUUCACAAGUCGAGUGAUAGACUUCUUCACAACGACGCCGGUGCCGCCGGACGGCGCGCCGCUGCAGGAGGAGCGGCCGCUCACCCCCGCCUCGCUGCAGCUGCAGAGCGUCAACCAGGUCGCCGCCGCGCUGGUGGUCCUUGUAGAAGAGGAGUUGGUGGUGAUAGACCUCUGCGACGCAAAAUGGCGGCCGCUGAAACUGCCGUACCUGGUGUCCAUCCACGCGAGCGCUGUUACCACUGCGUAUCUCGUUGAUAACGUGGCCGAUACCGUCUAUGAUAAUAUCGUAGCUGCUGGCGAGAAACAAAUCGAGGACGUGUACUCCGACAGCCCGUGGCCCAUAUCCGGCGGCGAGGUGGAGUCCGCGGACGCGGCCGAGCGGCAGAUCCUGCUCACCGGCCACGAGGACGGCUCCGUUCGGUUCUGGGACGUCAGCGCCGUGGUCAUGACGCCGCUCUACAAAUACACCACUUCGCAUCUCUUUAGUGGCGAAGAAAUCGGUGAGAACAACGACAGUCAAAACGAUGAAGAAGAGUGGCCGCCGUUUAGAAGAGUCGGCACAUUCGACCCGUACAGUGACGACCCUCGGUUAGCUGUUAAACGAGUAAUUCUCUGUCCGCUAUCUGGAAUGCUGACUAUCGGAGGCGCGGCGGGACACAUCGUCAUUGCUAGCUUGAAAAACUGUCCCACCACUGCGGAAGUUAAGUCAAUAUCAGUGAACAUAGUGUCGGAUCGCGACGGCUUCGUGUGGAAAGGACACGACCAGUUGACUCUUCGCUCUGGAGCACUAACUUUCUCGCAAGGAUAUCAGGCGAGCGCGGUGGCGCAGGUGUCGCCGCCGGCCGCGAUAACGGCGCUGGCGGCGCACUGGGAGUGGGGCGUGGUGUGCGCGGGCACGGCGCACGGGCUCGCGCUGCUCGACGCGCUCGCGCCCGCCGCGCUGCUGCACAAGUGCACGCUCAACCCGCACGAUCACUCUGGAGCCGGUGACACGCCGAUUUCCAGGAGGAAAUCGUUCAAGAAGUCACUGAGGGAAUCUUUCAGAAGACUCAGGAAGGGUCGCUCGCAAAGAAGACAGACCACGGCCGCCAGCCCCACCUCACCUACACAGCCCGCUAAGAAAGUAGCAGAGAAGAUAGCGGAAAACGAGGCGGAAGUGGUGAAGCCCAUAGAGCGCGCGGUGGAGGCGCGCUCUACGGACGACGCGUUCGGCUCUAUGGUGCGCUGUCUGUACUUCGCUAGGACCUUCCUCAUCAGCACACAACAUUCCGUCCCAACGCUUUGGGCGGGAACCAACAACGGCACGGUGUAUGCGUUCACGAUCAACGUUCCCAGCGCUAACAAACGGAAAGACGAGCCCCUCACCUGCCAAUUGGCGAAAGAAAUACAGUUGAAGCACAGGGCGCCCGUAAUAAGUAUCACAGUACUCGAUGGAGCGUCUGUACCAUUGCCGGAUCCUUUAGAGGUGGAACGGGGCGUGGCACCCUUGCCGGAGGGCGGCACUCACCGCGUGUUGAUCGUGUCGGAGGAGCAGUUCAAGGUGUUCACUCUGCCCUCGCUCAAGCCGCACAACAAGUACAAGCUUACCGCACACGAGGGCGCUAGGGUGCGGCGCACCGCGUUCGCGUGGUUCGAGUGCGCGAGCGGCGGCGAGCGGCACCGCGAGUGGUGCCUGCUGUGCCUCACCAACCUCGGCGACUGCCUGCUGCUCGCCGCCGACCUGCGCCGCCAGCUCAACGCGGCGGCCGUGCGCAAGGAGGACAUCAAUGGCAUAUCCAGCUUAUGCUUCUCGAAGCGCGGCGAGGCUCUCUACCUUCACUCAUCAUCAGAAUUACAAAGAAUAACGUUAUCAGCAACAAAGGUAACGAGAGCGCAGUGUCACGUGCUGCUGUCACCGUGGGCGGUCGCGCUCAAAAGCGCCGCAGAAGAGGCGCCGCUAACUAAUGGAGAACAUAAGGAGGAAAGCGCAGACGCAGUACACGAUGUGACAGCGGCCUCUGCGGAUAUCACAGUGGACUCGGUGCGGGAUCACACGCAACAACCCAGCACCGAUCUGCCCAACGAACUUAAUAUUAACUUGCAGAACUCGCAAGUGAACACCAGCUCGAUGGUUGUGAAGACGACGACGCGCACGACCGUGAACGAGAACAGCGCGGACGGCGCCGCCACCACCACCACCACCACGACAACCAGCAACUCCACCAGCGAAAACAUCCUAGAGCACAGUCGUGAGGAAGGAGUCAUCACCCGCAUUGAGACGGGCACCGUGACAGUGCCGGCCGGCACCGACCCGAAGCUGAUCCUCGAAAUGUUUGACCGUCAACGGUCGCCGCUCACCGUCCCCGUGCCGCCCGCCGCCACCGCCGCCGCACCCACCGAAUCCUAAAGAUUUACAUUCACCACGCGACCGCGCCGCUAGAUGUCGCCUUCGACGUCCGCGCCGACAAUAUAGAUUUGCUUUUCAAAUUUCGAAUGUGUCAAAAAACGAACCGAAAGAGCGGCACAGAUGUGAAUCGAUGGAUCUAUUGUUUCUUGCUAUUGUCCGACCUCUUUUGGGAUAUGUAAAGUUUAAUGUAUACUACUCGAGUGGUGGCACACGACGGAUUUUUAUACUGCCAGAAUAUGAAUGUUGUAGAAUACUUUGAGCUUACCGUAUGUGAGAAAUGUAUAAUAAUUGUUCUUUCAAUAUAAAUGUCAGUACAAUUACAUAGAACAAAAAGAAAUAGUAAAAAUCAAUUUAAGAACUUUCUUGUAUGUUAGAGUAAUUUUUAUAAAAGUGCUGCAUAGUACAAGAACGUUGUAUUAAAUAUGACAAAUACUAUAUAGAUAAAACAUAUGAUGUUAUUAUAUUAUUAUACUUACAUUUUAAACAUUUUUACACAUUAGCCGCGAUUUUUCCCAAUUUGUACUAAUUUAAUGUAUCGAAUAGGAAUAAUUUAUUGUAUUUUGUAAAUUUUAUCUUUAUUCUAAGCGUAAUUUGUAAGUAAUUAUUGCAUUUUAUAUAAACGAUAGAUUUAUCUUUUGCCCUGUCAAUUACUUAGCAUUAUAAAAUCUAUUGGCUAGCGUUUUUAAGUUAUAUAAAACUAUUUUUUGCUUGAGUACUUAAGCUGUACGAAAUUUUAAUUUUUUAAUAUUGUUUUUACCAAUAAGUAAUUAAUAUUAGUACAAAAAUAAAAUGGCCAUAGCACUUUUAUGUUGGGUGUAGAAUUUGAUACGAUUAAUUAAGCAACCUGACUAUAGAUUUUUAUUUGUUUCCUUAUAAGUUAUAAAUAUAAACACUGACAACAAUGACACGUUUUAACAAGUAUAGCAAUUCUUUUUCAUUGCUGAGGUGUGAUUUCGUUUAUCUACACUUUUAUUGUAUUCUAAUUUUAUAUAGUAUUAGCAACAUGGCAGCUGUUACAUUUAGCGCGCCUCUUUUCAAAAUGACAGUUGUAUAUAAUUUUAACAGUAUUUAAUUAUGGCAACAAUUAAUAUUUGCAUUUGAACAUCACAACGUUGUGAUAGAUGGGAUUGAAUUUUGUUUUUAGGUUUUAUAUUUUAUUUUAGAUGUAAGUUGUAUGUGCCUGCCUAUUUCUAUGACGCCUUUAAAAUUAUAAGGGUGUCUCACGUCCAGAUUGCUUCUGUUUUUAUUAUUGUACAAUUAUCUUUGUGCUAUUAUAUCAUUUUUAAAUUUGAUACGAACCUUGCUAUUUGUAUCCAACACAAGAAUAAAUGCUGAGAAAAAGAA